This is a messenger RNA of Megalobrama amblycephala (Wuchang bream), 2331 nucleotides long. RefSeq lists its product as uncharacterized. Lineage: Eukaryota; Metazoa; Chordata; Actinopteri; Cypriniformes; Xenocyprididae. Gene Ontology annotation, biological process: immune response. The coding region runs from base 258 to 1130 and encodes 290 amino acids. The record is from RefSeq and is a predicted model, not a curated record. Gene Ontology annotation, cellular component: external side of plasma membrane. The transcript is spliced from 7 exons.
UUACGAACGACGUCAUCGUCUUCUGUUCUCUCAUUGGUUAAAACUUCAUUCUUCUGUUGGCAGUUUCUGCGCUCGUUUGCUGAAGAAGGCACGAUGUAAACACCAGUAAAUUCACACAUGGAUUUUCAAUUAUGGUCGUUGUUUUCGCGAAAAUCUUCGCUCUGCUUUGUGUUUUGCUUCUUUAUGGGAUUUCGCCGUCAACUCAAGCAGUUGAGGAAUCCAACCAUUCAUCCAUCUGAGCUCCUCCAGAUGUUCAUAUGUUUGCAAUAAGGUAUAUCAAGUACAAAACCAGGCUGAAACUCACCUGUAUGGUCACUGGCUUCUACCACAAAGACCUGAUGAUGAACAUCAGGAAAUAUCGCGCAUCUCUGCCUGAAAAUGAGAUUAAAUCCACAGGAAUCAGACCAAACCAUGAUGGAUCCUUCCAGAUGAAGAAGAGUGUGGAGAUCAAGGAGGGGGAUGAAAGAGCAGUAUAUUACUGUUGGGUGUUACACAAAUCCCUCAAAGAACCAAUUAUCAACAUAUGGGAUGGAAAAUGCUGGGAUUGCCCACCAGAGAUUCCCACUGGAGCAGUGAUUGUAGCAGUGAUUGGAGCAGUGAUUGUAGCAGAGCUUGUCCUGGCAGCUUUUGGUUUUUUGGUUUUCAAAAGGAUUAAUGCAGGACGAGAAAAUACUGGUGAAAUAUCAGACGUCAAUGUGACUAGCUCUCAGGAGGAUCUUUACCCACUGGAAAGUGAAGUGCAUGAGAGAAAUCGACCAACCUUAGUGCACCUUCAAGAGACCAAGGUCCCUGGUCCUCCACACAGUUUUUAUCAGGUCCCUGCAGAGAAGAUGGUGUUUCAGACCUGUGCUUCAGAGCAGCUUCUGGAAAUCCUGGAUUAUUUGGAAAGUGACAAUCUAAAGAGGUUCAAGUGGUAUUUGAAACAACGUGGGUUAGUUCCAGCCUCUCUCAUUGAGAAUGCAGAUAACACUGACGUAGUGGAUCAGAUGGUGAAUAGGUUUACACCAGAUGGCGCUUUGAUGCUCACAGUGAAAAUCCUGAAGGAGAUGAAUCAAAAACAUCUGUCUGAACAGUUAAUUCAUUAUUUAAAUAGUGACGAAAAUAUUUAUAAAUAUAAAUAUAAGUUUUAAUAUAAUAUUUUAUAGUUUAUAUAUGACAUAGUUGUAUACUUUUUUGUAAGACAGCGACAGAAAUUUUAUUGAACCCAAGAUUUUGAACUUUACUGACAAAUUUCUGUCAAAUGAACAAAUAGAACUUAGAGUUGAUAUGGUUGAUUUGAUCUUACUUAUAAAAUAAUCAUAUGCUUUGAAUGCUUAUUUGUGAAAUGGAUCAGCUUACAAACAAGGUUGAAGCUUUGAGCACAGAAACUUCAACACUCGUUGGGUGCUUCUCAAUUCUUAUUUGUGCAUCCUCAUUUCCUUUCCUUGUUUCCUUUCCUCGCGUCUUAGCUCCACCCCUUCAGGAUGCGAGGGAAGGACACAAGGAAAAGAUGCGAAGACGGAGGAAUUGAAUUAAGUGAAAUGAUAUCCUCGCUCCCUUUAGCGUCACUUCAAAGCGUCAUCAGCUGCACUCCAGGGAUCUAUCCAUAUGUUAUUAAAGUUUGGUUAUUUAAAAAAAUUAUAAUAAAUAUUAAUAAAGCAAGAUGCCCCGUUGAAAUAUAUGAGGUAUAAAGUUUAUUUAAAUUUAAAUUAUUGUGACAGAUAUGAAGGGGGAGGAGAAUUUAUUCGUGCGUCACAUUUCUCAACGAGAAAGACUUCCGCAAAGGAUGCACCUAUCCUCGCUCAUAACUCCUCAGGAAGCUUCCUCACUCCUCGAUCCUCGCCUCCUCGCGGUGCAAUUAGAGAAUUGAGAUGUCCUUCAAGAUGGCUGAGCUCGAUCGUUUUCCGGGUCAUAGGAUGGAGGACGGAGGAGCGAGGAGACGAGGAGGGAUAUUGAGAAGCACCCGUUGUAUCUGAAAUUGAUGUUUAACUGAUUUUCUGUUGAUCUUCUCAGAAAUGAGACUGAGAUGUAAUUUUAAUUUUAGCUAUAAGUGUUAGAUGGAAAAUAAAGCGAAGGUCUCAAACUUUAGCACUGAAAUUGUGUUGCAGUCUUCAAAAGGUGUUACGAGGCAGGCUGCAACCAAACAUUGUAUUUUAUAUAAAUAUGCAGCUGAAACUUGCUACAACAGGAAGCUGUGGGUUCAUAAGAUCUUUAUUUCUAUAAUGAAAUAAAUGAUGUGAUUUCUGCAACAGAAGUAACAGAAGUUUGCCACAACUUGGGCGAAGACAUCGUUGCUGUUUUUUAUUCUGAACUUUGUUAUUAAAUAGAAACCAAUAUAUUUGGCCAUUUUUA